AUGACCAGCCCGCGAGGUAUGAGAGGCCGAGGAGGCCCUGGGCGGCGCACAUCAGAAACAAAUGACUUGCUGGAAGAGGCUCCAGAGAUGGAGCAGUACAGCAAAGAGAACUUACCUCCGGCCUCAGAGCACGAGAUUGAGUUCAUAGUACCGCAUGCCGCUUCUUUUCCGAGUGGUGAAAAAGUGCGAUCGCCACCGCUGAUGGUGCGAAAUUUCAGAUUUAGGAUACUGUGCUUUCCAUCGGGAACGUCGAGUGCUGGUGGAACUGCGGUCAGUGCAUUCGUGGAGGCCGAUCCUCCGGAAGGACUUGAUCCGCGGUGGAUUUUCCAAGGUGUCAAAUACCAGGUCGCACUCGUGAACUGGCUAGACUAUCGCAGAAGUAUCGUCAAGAGCGACACGUGGAGUUUCUCCAAGGAUGGAAUUGAUAGAGGUUGGCACGACAUGGUGAGGACGUCUGAGUUGUCUCAGGACACCGGCUGGUUAGGCCCACGUGACAGCCUGUGCUUCCGAGCAUGCGUUUGUGUUCGGCAGGCUGACAGUGUCCAAGCUGGUCAAGACUUCAACUGUAGGAAAGAAACCGGAUACGUCGGCCUGAUGAACCACGGCGCAACGUGCUACAUGAACGGUUUGCUGCAAAGCCUGUUCCAUGCCGGAGAGUUCAGGCGAAUCGUUUACUCCAUUGAAUGCGAGAAGGAGGAGAAGGCCUCAGAGCAUUCGGAGCAUACUUUUCGAUUCUUUUGCUUCGGUGUUACUGUUCGGCUUCUUGAGGAAGAUGCGCCGAUGGAGAAAGCAGGCGACACCGAUGCAGAAGGCUUGACUGCUAGCCUGAACGUGAUGUCGACCGUUUUCAGAUUGCGUAUCUCAUCUAUUGUCAAUGGCUCAGGAGAUGUCUCCCUGAUCCAGGCCUUGCAGAAUGUCUUCUACAGACUGCAGACCUCCGAGCAGGCUGUCAACUGCAAGGAGUUGAUGAAGUCCUUCGGCUGGGACACCACAGAUGCAUUCACCCAGCACGAUGCGCAGGAGCUGAACAGGAUCUUGUGCGAUCGACUGGAGGAGCAGAUGAAAGGUACUCCAAUGGAUGGUUCCAUCAAGAGGCUCUUCGAAGGCGAGAUGGAAAAUUACAUCGAGUGCCUAGAUGUCGACUACACCUCCAAACGCCGCGAAACGUUUUAUGACAUUCAACUGAACAUCAAGAGCGAGAAGGGGAAUGACCUCCAGACCAUAGAGGAGUCCAUGAAAGAGUUCACUGCGGAUGAGAUGCUUGACGGUGACAACCUUUACGAGGCCGAAGGCUAUGGAAAGCAGCGUGCAAAGAAGGGCAUCCGGUUUGUGCAGUUCCCUCCGGUCCUGAACCUGCAGCUGAAGCGCUUCCACUUUGACAUGGAACGCAUGGACAUGGUAAAACUCAACAGCCGCUUUGAGUUCCCACGACGCCUCGAUCUCUCGCAGUUUGCACCUGGCGCUGGGCAUUAUCUGCUACACUCCGUCGUUGUCCACAGUGGUGAUGUCAACAGCGGUCACUACUACGCCUACAUCCGGCCAAACUUGGACGAGCGAUGGGUGAAGUUUGAUGACGACAAUGUUACGCCCUGCAGCGAUUUUGCGGCGGUCGAAGACAACUUCGGGGGCAGCGACCCCAAUGCCUUCAACUACUUCGAUCGUAGCCCAUCUGAGCUCAAGAGCUUGCAAUGGCCCAGCCGUCCCCGUAUCCACAAUGCGUACAUCCUUGUCUACAUCCGCGAGGACUGUGCGGAGGAUGUCUUGCGCAUCCCUGAUCCGAUGCAGGUGAACAGCCGGAUGGUGGAGAGGUGUAAUGCCGAGGUACGAUUGCAAGAGCAGCGACGGCGUGAGAAGCUGGAGCUGCAGACAAAGAUCAGGAUAAACCUGAUCUUCGAAAAUGAGUUGUGUUCAAUGACCGGCUUCUGGGACUACACCAGCAUUCCGACGGGGCAGUCCUUCAAGAUGAACCGGGAUCAGUUCGUUAAGGACCUGCUCUCGCAUGCAGAAGAGAUUCUGCAGGUGAAUGCGAAUCACCUGGCUUUGUUUGCUCUUCACCUCCGAUCGAACCCACGACAGGUGAGGUUCGAGUUCAUGCCGCAUCUUAAGACCCUCAGGACGCAGAUACCGCCCGUCACCUCACCUCAUUACGACUCGCAAGAUCCUUGCAUCACCGUUCUUUGUGUGGCUGCAAGAGGCCACAAUGUUGGUCCACCUCCGCUAAGGUGGCAAAAUGAGUCUGCCGAGCCUGAAGAGCUGGUAAGGUGGGACGAUCAACAAGUGAUUAUGCUUGUGGUGAAGUAUUUCUGCAUCCAAAGACGAAAGCUUGUCACUUUGGGCUGCUUCUACAUGCCGCUGAACGACCCCCUGAUCAGCAUGGUCAAGAGCAACUGGGUGACUGAGAGGUUACAGCGUUUUUUGGACAGUCAGGAGGUGGCGCCACUUCCACCCCAAUUGCAAUCGGCUGGAGAGGAUGGUGCAAAGCUCGAAACAGCAUGGGAAUGCUGGGAAGAGUACACGGAGCGUGACAUACAAAGAAGAAGUGCCAAAAAGUCGGCUAAGAUGGAGCGGUUCAUGUGCGGAGACAUCAUCGUCUGGCAGCAAUCUUCGCCCUCUGCACCACCGGAGGUGGCCGGCGAGGAAAGUCCAAUGCAGCCAGGGCAGGUGGCGCCCACGUACCCGGUCAACAACGUCUUUGAUUUGCUUGAACACCAGCUGAAUUCCAUUGAAGUGCAAGUGACGCUGGUUGAUCGCAAGCAGCCUCUUUGCAUCGAUGGCGUCGUCAUGAACGGUCAUUGGGGGGCAUACCGGCCUGCAACAGCGCAGGUUCAGGAGGGAGUCCGGGAGGAGAAGCCAGAGGACAUCGCUCUUUCCAAAAGUCCAGCGAGCUUCUCGACUGCCGUGACCAAGGAGCUCCAAAUGGAUUUGCGGUGGACCCAAAGCCACGUAACAGGAAUCAUUGCACAAGCCUUUGACCUGAAGUCAGUCAUGACGCCAGCGUCGACUUCUUCCCCGGACCAUGAGACCUACUUGUGGCUUUUCCAGUCCUCGCCAUCGAAUGGAGAGGAGCCGAUCAGCACGAGCAUACACGCUCGAUCCACGCUGAAGGACAUUCAGCGGUAUGCUCCAUAUGUCUCACCAGCAGGAGGCAAGAAACCGCUGAACCUCCAUGCGGUCGAGAUGCCGUAUCGCGCAGGAGCUGACGGUUUAGAUUCCAACUUGUGGGCCUUCGGCGUGCGGUUUUUCGACUCGGCGGUCCGAGAGGUUGGGAGCGCAAUUUGUUAUGUGAAUCCUGGCAGUGGCACAGUGGAGGACUUGCUCAGAGCAGCCGAGCCCCACAUCGAGCCUGAGUGGAAGAUUUCGGGUCCGCUUCGCGCAAUGGAGGUCAUCGACGGCAUGGCAACACUCUGGAGGCCCACGGAGCCUCUGCGCAGUCUUCAUUGCUAUGGGAAGUACAACGUGCUUUACCACGCAGUGCGCAUCGAGGCAGAUCCUGACACGGCCACGAUGUCGCCGGAUGACAGACUCAUUGAGGUGUACCACUGUGACCGCUCAAGCCAGCAGGCUUUUGGUCAACCUCUGUUUCUUCCGGCCGCGCCUGGCGAGAAAGCAGGCACCUUCAAGAAUCGAUGUAAGGAGCGACUUGGAGUGCCAGAGAACGAGUUCAAGACCUGGAGGUUGGUCCGGACUGGGCAGAGGGCGGGGCGGCAGCAUCUGAAAGAUGACGACCCGCUGGAUUCAGAGUCCGGUCUGGACAACAGGAUUUGCCUUGAGCACGUGCACCCGAAUCCUAGCUGA
Symbiodinium sp. CCMP2456 is the source of this 3795-nucleotide messenger RNA. NCBI's taxonomy places the organism in Eukaryota, Dinophyceae, Suessiales, Symbiodiniaceae. The record is from the annotation of a GenBank genome assembly.